AUGGCUUCAAACCUGAAUCUGGUUCGAGCAAAGGCUGCUGAAGCCUCAAAGGUUGUAGCCAAGAACGGAUCUUCCUACUACAAGCAGCUAUUGGAGCAGAACAAGCAAUACAUUCAGGAACCACCAACUGUAGAGAAAUGCCAGCUUUUGGCAAACCAGCUGUUUUACACUCGUCUUGCCAGUAUUCCUAGUCGUUAUGAAUCAUUCUUGAAGGAACUUGAUUAUGUCAAGCACUUAUGGAGGAACAGGCGGGAGCUGAAGACUGAGGAUGUUGGCAUUGCUGCCCUUUUUGGACUAGAAUGUUAUGCCUGGUAUUGUGUUGGAGAGAUUGUAGGACGAGGGUUUAAAAUUACUGGCUACCACGUCUAA
Ilex paraguariensis (yerba mate) is the source of this 369-nucleotide messenger RNA. NCBI's taxonomy places the organism in Eukaryota, Viridiplantae, Streptophyta, Magnoliopsida, Aquifoliales, Aquifoliaceae. The record is from the annotation of a GenBank genome assembly.